ACAAAAUACUAUUCUGAAAACUGACUUGGUCUAACAUCAGGUCUUUUUUCUGUUUUUACUUAAAUAUUUUUAUAUAAUUAAUAUUUUUAUAUACCUAGUGCUUUUAGAGACAAACUUUUGUCAGUGCGCGUUCAAACUCGCGAGCUUUUGAGCUUUUUUUCACAGGAGAUUACAUUCUGUCUUUUGUCUUCCAGGGUGUAAUCGAAGUUUACAGACCAUGGCGAGAGUCAUAAAGUUGCUGACUCGCGCUUUACACGACAUAUCUGGCGUGGCGGGGCCCAUCCGCUCUGCCGAGGCGACGCCCGAACAGAUACGGGCUCGACACAGUCGCUGCGGCAAUAGAGGAGCGGGAGGAGGAGGAGGAAAAGCCAUUACUAUGAAGAACUUAAACCCUAACAUUGUGAAGCUGGAGUACGCUGUUCGUGGUCCCCUUGUCAUCCGCGCCGGAGAAAUAGCUAAGGAGCUCGCGAAGGGCGCUAAGAAGCCGUUCAAGGCUGUGACCUCUGCCAACAUCGGAGACGCUCAUGCCAUGGGACAAAAACCUAUCACCUUCAUAAGACAGGUGCUGGCUUGCGUGGCUCACCCCGCACUCCUCAACUACGAGAAGUUUCCCAGCGACGUGAGACAGAGGGCCAAAAAUAUCCUGUCCGGAUGUGGUGGCAGAUCAGCCGGGUCCUACACCUCGUCCUACGGCAUAGACCAGAUCAGAAAACACGUAGCCGAGUACAUAGAAUGUCGUGACGGGCAUAAGUGCAGGAUGGAUGAUUGUGUCCUCACCGGGGGAGCCUCUAGUGGCAUCAAGAAUUGUCUCCAGUUGCUGGUCAAUCAGGUCAGAGGGAAGGACACAGGUGUGCUGAUCCCAAUCCCGCAGUAUCCUCUAUACUCGGCCUCACUGGCAGAGUAUGGCCUAGGCCAGGUGGGGUAUUACCUCGACGAGGACAAGAACUGGGCCCUGAACGUUUCCGAACUGGAGCGGGCCUUUAAAGAAGGCAGCGAAUGUUAUGCCGUCAGGGCUAUGGUCGUUAUCAACCCUGGAAAUCCUACUGGACAGGUGCUAACUCGCAAGAAUAUGGAAAAGGUCAUAAAGUUCGCACACAAGAAGAACUUGAUUCUGUUCGCUGACGAAGUGUACCAGGACAACAUAUAUGAUAAGAACAGCAGUUUCCAUUCCUUCAAGAAGGUGAUAACGGAGAUGGGUUCUCCAUACAAAGACAUGGAGCUAGCAUCGUUCAUGUCUAUAAGCAAGGGGUAUAUGGGUGAAUGUGGUCUCCGAGGCGGCUGGAUGGAGCUGGUGAACCUCGACCCUGAUGUGAAAGCCAACCUGUUCAAGGCACUGUCUGCUAUGCUUUGUCCCAGUUCUUUGGGCCAAGCUGCCUGUGACUGUGUUGCAAAACCUCCAAAUGAAGGGGAACCAUCCUUCGACCUCUGGUGCCAAGAGAAGACAGAAGUACUGGACUCUCUGAAAAGAAGAGCCAAGAUGAUCGUGGAGACCUUCAACAAAAUGGAGGGUUUCAAAUGUAACAUAGUACAGGGCGCCAUGUAUGCUUUCCCAAAAAUCCAACUGCCGGCCAAGGCUAUCGAGGCUGCCAAAAAGAAGAAAAUGGUUCCUGAUGCUUUCUACGCACGCGAAUUGCUUGAAGAGACAGGUAUCUGCAUAGUGCCAGGGUCUGGGUUCGGCCAGAAGCCGGGCACAUACCACUUCCGAACCACCAUUCUACCGCAGAUGAAGCCGCUCAAAAUUAUGCUGGACAGUUUCAGGGAUUUUCACCAAAAGUUCAUUAAGAAGUACGGGUAAAAUCGAGCCUUUAAUAUACCUACUUAUUCUCGUUUGUACCUGCGAUAUAUGUAAGGCAAUUUUAUGUAGGGAAAUCAUCUGGCUUUCCCCAAUUUUUUGAGAUUGGCUACCAACUUGCCAGAUGCAGCUGAGAACUAGGUUUUACGGCUUACUAUCUAUCUUAAAAGUAUGAUAAUGUGAUAUAUUUAUUGCAUAGAACAUCUACAUACAAUGAAACUAGUUAUUCAAUGAUCUAGCAUCGAAAAAUUGUGGAAUACUCGAGCUCAUUGUAUGUUUAUCAGCAGAGUAAUGUACUUUAGCUGUUACCUUAUGUAUUAGAAUAUAAUAUUUUUGUUUGACUAGAGUAUCUAGAGUACCUGCACCUGCAUACAUAAGUUGUUUCAGUUGAUUUGAUCAUUACAACCAAAAAUGGUUCAGAAUGGACCAGAAAAUCGACGGAACUGACAAGCAGUCAAAAUAUCAAAUCAAUACAAAUCUUCUGGGAUUUGUAACUUGUUUACACUAUCUAUGAGAGAGACUAACCUCCUAAUAGGAAGAAAUUGGCGUAUCGGAAGGAACGUCGGCUGAACAAUACGCAGAGCAGAGUAACAGACGAUAUUUUCAAGUUAUAACACCAAUUUAAAUCGACCAACUUGGACACAUGAAAACUGUCAUAUGAGAAAUAGGGGUCUUCCUACGACAUUGCGGCGGAUUGAAACUGAAUCCACUACGAAAAAACAGCUUCCAACAUAUCGUUCAAAAAAUAAAAGAGGAAGAAUACAACAGUCCAAAUUUACUACAAUGCAGAGUAAAGGAUCUUAUGACAACUAAUUUAUUAACAGACAGAUGUAGAAAAACUUCGAUUGUCAUAGAUCGAAAAAAUAUAACAUCUGCCGACAUUGAUCUCGAUAUCCCCAUACAAACCUCUAAAAGACUGGCAGUUGGCUCGUUAGUUACUAAAGUGCACCACCAAACAGUAAUAUACCUACACUAGAUAACUUGAAGACAAUGUCAAAAAAGACCUAGGUAUUUUUAAACUGAAGAGUCCUGUAAAACUAUAUCUACAUGGAUGAUUUGGUUUAAGGCAUACAUCAGUAAAAGUACAAAAGUACCAAGAUUGCAGCUUAGCAGGGUAAUAUUAACCAAACUAUUGGUUUCACAGCAAUUAGAACCUGCAAGUGGUUUGGUCAGGCUGACAAGCUCGUUUUAGCAAGGUUUUAGGCAGUAUAAAUUGAAAGUAAUAGAGUAUUGCCUUAACAUCUACCAAGUUCAUCACCUGAUCAUUCAUAACAACAACCGCUGAGUUGCAAUCACUUAACAACUGCGCAGUCUCAUCUAAGAAUUGUAAAAUAUUUUAGUUCAUUAUUGAAUUAUACAUAGUAAUGAACGUAUUACGAUUUCUUGGAUUGAUUUUAUGACUAUACACAUUGAACUCGAGUAAUAACUGUGCCUACUGCAGUCACAGAGUGAUUAUCAUCACACGGUAACAUCUUGUUGCCGAUAUAGGUAUUUUUUUCAAAUACACCACGCAGUAAAGAAGACCCCUUAUUAUUAGCUUACACUUUCGACCAACAAGAGUUAUCAUGUGUCCAUAAAAUGCCAAGAAAUCUUUACAAACAGCUGAUGCGUAAGAGCGGUUUUAAAUUAGCGCGUAUACCAUCAUAUUUGUGGUGUUUAGACGCGUAUACGCUGAUUUAUAAAAUAUGUUCAUUUGAAAUCUGCCUUAUUUUAUUACGCCAAUGCUUACUGAAGGGAGAGCAGUGAUUUUCCUUUAAAAUAAAGGCCUUACUGCAGA
Messenger RNA from Helicoverpa armigera (cotton bollworm), 3569 nucleotides. Its product is annotated as alanine aminotransferase 1. The transcript has 11 exons. Lineage: Eukaryota; Metazoa; Arthropoda; Insecta; Lepidoptera; Noctuidae. Gene Ontology annotation, biological process: biosynthetic process. Gene Ontology annotation, molecular function: pyridoxal phosphate binding; L-alanine:2-oxoglutarate transaminase activity. The record is from RefSeq and is a predicted model, not a curated record. Bases 218 to 1795 code for a protein of 525 amino acids.